This is a messenger RNA of Bursaphelenchus okinawaensis, 2205 nucleotides long. Lineage: Eukaryota; Metazoa; Nematoda; Chromadorea; Rhabditida; Aphelenchoididae. The record is from the annotation of a GenBank genome assembly.
AUGGCCGAAGUCGGAGCAUCUUACCAACCAGCCUUGACCAAGGAGCGCGAAGAGGAGCUGAAAAGCAUCGCUGCCCAGAUCUUAACUCCAGGCAAGGGAAUCUUGGCCGCCGAUGAAUCGACUGGUAAGUUUUUUGUAAUUUUUUUGUUGCUUUUGGUUUUUAGGGCGUAAAUAUUGGUAUAGUGGAUAAUUUUAGCUGGUUUGGUGAAUUGUUUUGCUUAAAUUCAGCGACACGUUAUAUUAUCCAUGGCUUUAGGCCAUAUUUCGAUAAGUUUGAGACAAAAUGAAGUUCAAUUUUUAAAUUUUAAGGUUCCAUUGGAAAGCGUUUGGCGUCUAUCAACUUGGAGAACACUGAGGACAACCGUCGUAAGUACCGUCAGCUCCUGUUCACCACUCCCAACCUCAACAACAACAUCAGCGGAGUGAUUAUGUACGAAGAGACCUUCAACCAAGUAAGCUAUAUUCUUUGCUAAUAUAUUUAGCUUACAAUACGGGCCUAGUCACCGCUCCAUACUUACGUUUAAACUAUGAUUCUGUGUCAUUUGUACGGUAUUUACUAUAUUGUAGUAGGCACCUAUUACUACUUUAAGCUUAAGGUCCGUAUUAAGGUAUAGGUAGUGUCAUUUACUGCCUUAGGGGUAGAAAUAGCAAGAAAAAGUUUGUUUACAGUGCGAAAAGAAAUAGAUAAAGAAGCCGGUGUGUUUGAAGGCUUUUUUUGCUUUUUUUCUGAUAAAGGACGUCAAAACGUUUGGUUAUUGAUGUUUUUGUUUGCUUUAAAGUCAAGCAAGCGUUCAAUGUACGUAUAUAAACGUUUAUAGGUAGCUUGUAGUCUUUAAUUGAUGAUAAUAAGUUUUUUGAGUUGUUUUGACAUUUUGUCGGGGUUUGGGAUGAUUUUUUGGCAGUAGGUGUCUAUGAUAAUAUAAUUUUUUAUAUUUUUAUGUAAUUUUUGGCAUUUUUGGUUUUUUAAUGGAAUUUUUGGACCGAAUGAGUAUUUGGUAUACUAAUUUAUUUGUUUUUAGAAAGCUUCCAAUGGAGAACGCUUCGUCGACAUCCUCAAGAAGAACAACAUUGUUCCAGGAAUCAAACUCGACUUGGGUAUUGUCCCCAUCGCCGGAACCGUCGGAGAAGGCGUCACUCAAGGUCUGGACAACCUCCAGAAGCGCGCCGAAGAGUUCAAGAAGGGUGGAGCUCAGUUCGCUAAAUGGCGCAACGUGAUUCACAUUGGCAAGAACAUCCCAUCGAACGUGGCACUCCAAGAGAACGCCUCCGUCCUGGCCCGUUAUGCUUCGAUUUGCCAACAAGCCGGGCUUGUCCCCAUCGUCGAACCGGAAGUGUUGUGCGACGGUGAACACGAUCUGGCCAGAUGCCAGAAAGUUACUGAGAUCACGUUGGCCUACCAAUACAAGGCCUUGGCCGACCACCACAUCUUCUUGGAAGGAACCUUGUUGAAGCCCAACAUGGUCACUCCAGGCCAAGGUCACGCAAACAAGGCCACAGCUGAAGAGAUUGGAUUGGCUACAGUCACUGCCUUGAGAAGAGGUGUUCCAUCGGCCGUUCCCGGUAAGUUUUUUUGAUUUUUUGCUUGAUUUUUAGGUUAGAUAGCAUUGAAAAAGGCAGGAGGGGCUUGAAAAAGCUUGUAUUUGGACCUUUUUGAGCUCAGAAGCCGUGGCACUUGACUUUUUAUGAAGCAAUGAAGCUUCAUUUUGUGUUUUGAAGCUUUUUGUUAGCAAGUAUAAUUUAAUUUUUGACGUUUUGAACUAAAAGCCAAAAGAAAUUUGGCUAAAAUUUUUAUUUUUAGUUUUUUGAGGGCAUGUGUAAUAUACUUUUUGAUGUUAUGGUCAAAGUGUAUUAAAAUAUUUAUUAAAAAUUAAUGAAAAAGGUAGAAAAGGACCUUAAUAACGAUAUUUUAUAGGUAUUGUGUUCCUGUCUGGUGGUCAAUCCGAAAUCGAAGCCACGAAGAACCUCAACGCCAUCAACUCAGUUAGCCUGACCAAACCCUGGACUCUCACCUUCUCGUACGGCCGUGCCCUCCAAGCUUCAGUGUUGAAGGCAUGGGAAGGCAAAGAUGAGAACAUUGAAGCCGCUCAAAAGGUCCUCCUCCACCGUGCCAAGGCCAACGGUGAAGCUCAACUGGGCAAGUACGCUGGAGAAGAAGGAGCCGCAGCAGCUGCCGAAUCCCUUUUCGUCAAGAAUCACGCUUACUAA